This is a messenger RNA of Ostreococcus lucimarinus CCE9901, 1686 nucleotides long. RefSeq lists its product with no specific name. NCBI's taxonomy places the organism in Eukaryota, Viridiplantae, Chlorophyta, Mamiellophyceae, Mamiellales, Bathycoccaceae. The record is from RefSeq and is a predicted model, not a curated record. Gene Ontology annotation, molecular function: protein binding. The coding region runs from base 1 to 1686 and encodes 561 amino acids. The transcript has a single exon.
AUGGGGACGCUGAGCGGCGCCGGCGCGCGCGAGGCGGAGACGCGAGACCGAGCGCGAGGAGCGGCUGGCGUUUCGGAUAAGCGGUCUUGGAUCGAUCGUGAGGUGCUGUACUGCGCGCUGGAGACGCUGAUCAGCGAGGAAGCGAUGGCGGGAUCGAGCGAGUAUCGCGUCGCGGCGUCGACGAGGAUGGACGAAGCGCGCGUGCGGGAGCGCGUCAAGACGCUGAGCGCGGUGGGAAGCGCGCGGAGCGACGCGGAUACGAUGGAACGCGCGGCGAGACUUUUAGUUGACGAUGAUGAUAUCGAAGGCGCGAUUGCCGUGCUCCGAGAGCGACGGAAAAAAUCGCCGAAAAAUCCCGUGCGAGACGAUACGAAAUUCCCGUUGGCGAAGACGACGGCGCUGCUGCGGCAUUUACGUUGGGUGCGAAGGAUGCGCGCGAUUAGGUUUUCAGGGUUAUCGGACGAUGGAGAUAGGGUGCUACCACUCGUGUGGCGGCCGGGGAGUAAACAUCACAAACCCGUGGAUGACGUCGAGGCGGUGAAAUUAGGCGGUGAGGCCAAGGCGGCGUUGCAAGAGGCGAUUCGUUUAGAUGAAGGCGAUGCCGCGUGCGCGGUGGCGUUGGCGCAGGUUGAAGCUUUUCAAGGCAGCUUUCUGAGAACGAGAGAAGUACUGACAAAGUGCUUGAUGAAGAACCCCAACGAUGCGGACGUAAACGCAGCGUACGCGGAACUCUUGAUGAACGCCAUGCAGACGCGACAUCCGAAAGGCUCAACUUUGGACUCGGACGCCUUUCGACUAGAAGUAACCAACGCGUGCAAGGCUGUGCUGCGAAUCGAUCCGACGUCGAACACAUCGUUGAUGAUGCUGUGGAAGCUACUAGCUGGAGAAAAAGAAAAAGCAAACGUUGAGCAGAUGAGACGAAUUAUGCUCGAGUCGAUCGCGACGUGCGUCGAGGUACAACCAACGAAUAAACGCGCCUGGGUCAUGCUGGCGACGAUGUUGACUGGUAUCAAAGGCUUGGGUAUCACGCAUACUGACAUCAGCGAUAUUCGCAGCGAACUCACGGGUAUAGAAGACGACGAUUUGGAAGUGGACAAGGCGGCUGAGAUGUUUGCAUGCAACCCGGUUGAUGAGGCGACGAUUCAGCACGUUUUCGACGACGAACGACAAUGGUGGCCGGAUACCCUUUUCAAAAAGAAGGAUGAAAAAGCACCGUUGAAGGUUGGAGAAAUUAGACGUCCUUCAAAAGAAGAAAUCGUAUGGUUGCGCGUGCAUUACAUUAUCAUGGUUGUGCUCUAUCCGGGAAAGCCCACCGAGGCUCGUUAUCGUCAAGUCGAGGCACGCCUCGAUUACAUUGAAAGUAAAGAGUCCGCGAGUAAGGAAUACAAAGCGUUCAGCGCGCAAAUCAGAGAUACCGCGAAGGGCCGAAGAGAUUUGUACGGACGCAUGUUGGACCCGGCCAAGCGUGCCGCUGAAACAAGGAUCAGGAGGAAAAAAGAAAAGAGAUUAGAAACGGCGCCGCGACACGUCGCGGAAGACGCGGAAGACGACGAUUACGGACUGUCGAGCGAAGUCAUCGAGAACUUGACUUACCAACGACAACGGCUGCGAUGGCAGAAAACGCGGCAAAAACGUUCGACGUCGACGACGCCGGCGAAACGGCAAAAGAUCGUCGGCGACCCAUAG